AUGACUUUGCAACGCCAACCGUUUGGGCACUGCAGACCCGUAGCUCCCAGAAGAAUACCGUUUGUACUUUCGGGCCGCACAACAUUGUCAGAACAUCUACCCGCCGAAAUCAUCGAUGUGCCAAUCACGGUAGCGCAACGCUCAUUAUACCUACGCAACGCAGUCGCGCGACAAGCUUUGAACGCCCUCACCGAACGACAGAUCAGACUUCCUGAUGUCGACCCCACGGGAUUUAGAAUGUACAUCGACUGGUUAAAAGUUGGUCGCGUCGAGUUUCACAUAUCCACAUCGACUAACACGGGCACCGGACUACUAUUGCGAGAUUCUUUUGACCUUAUUUUUGCGCAUAUGGCUGGCUCUCAACUAGAAGAGCCAAACUUCCAGGACUACAUCAUCGAUGAACUAUCGAAGCUUCUGGACGCUUCACAGACGCCUGAUUUGAAGGUUCUCGAGGUAGUGUUCCUAGAGAAGGGCGCUUCGAACAUUCUCAAGCAAUUUGUCAUUGACAGGAUGUUCGCUGUCGAGCGGAGAAUGCUGAGUAUGAUGAGGGGCUUUGUUGGCAGUACGGAAGCUAUCCGCGGAUGUGAGUACCAUGUGCAUGAAGCGGGGGAAUGUUACAGGCAUAGAACCGUGGCGAAAUUCGAAAGCAGGCAUAGCCUCCCCAACAACUCGAACGAUGGAUUUAAUGCACGUGAGCUAAGCGUUUACAACGGCAGCGAACGCUUCCAAGCAUCGACUCCAACACUACCAUACAAAACAACAUCCGCAAACGCUCCAUUCUACAAAAUGGCCGAUGCAGCAUACUUUGGCUCUGCAGAGUGGUCUCGAGAAGUCCGCGGUCUCGGCCGACAUAGUCCUAUGCAGGAUCUUCGCACUGACAAGCCUUUACCCGUGAUCCCUCCACUAACACCAGGAACUUCGCCAAGUCCACCCUCUUCCUCCUGCUCCCUCGUUUCCAGUCUUUCAAACAACAAAACUGCCUACCUGAGUACACAGCAGCUCAUAUCCGAAUGUCUUGCCCGCCUCCCCCCCUUACCAACCCCAUCAAUCCUAGCUUCUGAUCCAGAUCCACAUGCUUCCGCUGUGCCGGUACUAAUUAUGGAGUGUCUAGAGCGUUUCAAACGGAACAACACGGAGAGAGCAUCGAGUUCUGAAUCUGAAGACUCACCUGCUGAACACCUGCGGCAGAGAUACGCUUCGCCGGACAUUCCGAUUCCAGUGAAGAGGCCCAUUCUGCAAGCAAGAUCUCAAAAGCACGUACGCUGGCAACCAAGUUUCGAAGAACUUCCAAAACCCGCUCGAAAGGAACUGAGAGCGGAAUUUCCGGUGCGACAGCGCUCAUUCUCAACACGCCCAGCUUCAACGUCAUCCUCAACACGCCCAAACACAUCAACACACUCACCAUCCAUCCCUCAUUCUCCAGCAUCACCCACUUUAUCAAUACCCCGCAAGCCUGCCCCCCACCGCGGCUCCGACUGGCUCACGCAAUACAAUCUCAUCAACACGCUGAGCACCACGCCCAAAGCCUCUAUGAUUGCAGCAAAGCCGUCCAAGAAGUCGCGUUUUGUGGAGAUGUUGAGGAGUGAUAGCGGGUUGAGUAGGAGAAGGGUAGGUAUGGGGUCGGGGAUGGAGUUGGAGAGGGAGGGUAGUGUCAUUAGGAUCAAAAGUGCGAUGGAUUAA
This is a messenger RNA of Parastagonospora nodorum SN15, 1680 nucleotides long. RefSeq lists its product as hypothetical. NCBI's taxonomy places the organism in Eukaryota, Fungi, Ascomycota, Dothideomycetes, Pleosporales, Phaeosphaeriaceae. The record is from RefSeq and is a predicted model, not a curated record. The transcript has a single exon. The coding region runs from base 1 to 1680 and encodes 559 amino acids.